AUGCAGAGCGCAGGAGCAAACAGUAACACAACCAAUAAUUUGUUACUUAAUUUUUCAAGGCCUUUGAAUGAGAAAAUCUUGUUGUUGCAGGUCCUGGUUGGGAUUUUCCUCUAUAUAAACUGCUUGAUGAUAUUCACAUUUCUGAAAAAGGAGGUUUUUAGAGAAGAAACUCGAUACAUUUUGUUUGCACAAACCCUAUUUGUGGACUCUGCUCUUAUGCUGUUAACUGACUUGCUUUCGGUGGGAACUUACUUUGAGUAUGCUAUGCACAUGAUUUCUUGUAGUAUCAUUUGUACAGUUUUGACCUUUCUUUCCUGCUGUACACCACUGACUUUGGUGGCAAUGUGUCUGGAACGCUAUGUGGCUAUAUGCAUGCCUUUGAGACAUGCUGACAUUUCUACAACCAGGACAAGAUUAUAUGGGCUUUUUAUCAUAUGGAGUAUCAGUUCUAUAAUUCCAGUGUUCAAUUUUAUAGGAUACUGGGCAGUAGUCCCACCUGCUCAGUCCUCCUAUGCAGUGUGUGCUGUAGAGCUAAUGUUAGGGGAAGCAUGGCAGGCAUAUGGACGUGCUAUCUUUUUUAUUAUCCUUUUUCUUUUUUUGAUCAUUAUCAUUGUCUUCACCUACAUCAAGAUCAUGAUUGCAGCUAGAGCUGCCUCCUCUGAGAAAAUGAAAUCAACCAAUAAGAGUCUCAGAACUGUGCUGCUUCAUGCCUUUCAGUUGUUUUUGUGCAUAAUACAGUUUUUAAACCCAUAUAUAGUAAUGGCAUAUUGGAAGGUUGAAGAAAUGAUGCUUCGGAAUAUAAAAUAUUCCAUGUUUAUUGUUUGUAUGAUUGCACCACGUUGUCUAAGUCCAUUGAUUUAUGGUCUCAGAGAUGAAAAAUUUUUUCAUGUUUUAAGACAUUAUGCUAUGUGUGGCUCUGACUGCCUUUUCUCAACAUUGCUUGAAAUCAAACAAUUGAAAAUAAGACCAACACUGGAUAUAAUAAAAUAA
Pangasianodon hypophthalmus (striped catfish) is the source of this 990-nucleotide messenger RNA. Its product is annotated as odorant receptor 131-2-like. The coding region runs from base 1 to 990 and encodes 329 amino acids. The transcript has a single exon. Lineage: Eukaryota; Metazoa; Chordata; Actinopteri; Siluriformes; Pangasiidae. Gene Ontology annotation, molecular function: G protein-coupled receptor activity. Gene Ontology annotation, biological process: G protein-coupled receptor signaling pathway. Gene Ontology annotation, cellular component: membrane. The record is from RefSeq and is a predicted model, not a curated record.